Penicillium arizonense is the source of this 1572-nucleotide messenger RNA. RefSeq lists its product as uncharacterized. The coding region runs from base 1 to 1572 and encodes 523 amino acids. The record is from RefSeq and is a predicted model, not a curated record. The transcript is spliced from 2 exons. Lineage: Eukaryota; Fungi; Ascomycota; Eurotiomycetes; Eurotiales; Aspergillaceae.
AUGCCUCCAUUAGCGGGUGAAGAGCGUCUAUUGACAGUGUUCGCCGAUAUUCACUACUAUUUUACAGAGCCCACCCGGAGACCUUCGCCAUACCACCACCGCUUUGACAAGGGCUCAUAUCUAUAUGUCUACCACGACGCCUCUCAGAACAAAGCCCGAAUUGAGAUAGCCAAUAACCCUGGAUCCCCAGAGCAGGAUGCAUUUUGCGGGGAGUUGAAUCAUGUUCACAUUCGACACUCGUCUCAAUUCCCAACACUCUGUACCCUAACCGUCGAUGCACACACCAACCCAUCUCAACAACGCGCAUAUUCACCAGCUUCACCUCAACAUGAAUGGCGUCUGCCGAGUGGGGAUCCACGGGAUGAUCAGACUGAUUUUCGAGACUUUCCCCGUCUCCAUACACUAGAUAUCUACUUUUGGGGCCAGGAAGACGCAACCCAAUUCCUCGACACAGCAGAGCAGGUUCUCCCAAGUUCCCAAGUCGAAACAGACAGAGAGCCAGCUCCCCAACCAGAGCAACCCCUAAGCUCAGUGGUCCAGCAACUUGAGAAUGUCGCCGUCUCAGACCCGGCCUACCAAAACGGCCAGACACGGAACUCUCGAUCCGACACCCAAACCACCGCAUCUCAACCACCCCAAGGCCCAGGAAUCCCACAAACAACUAGCUUCCCUCCACCUCCCCCAAGCGGCCCACCAGCCGAUGAAAACUCAAGCACUGGUCACUCCCCAGCAGAGGAAAAGAAAGACCCAGCGAGCUUCGCCCCGCUGCCAUAUAACCCUGCCGCCCCAGCAGCCCCAGAACCGAUCAAACAUCGCGAGAAGACCCCACCCCCAGAAGAUGGCAUGGACGGCACAGGCCUCGCAGCCGCCGUAGCAGCCGACAACGGCGUUCCCUACACACCCCCGCACCAAGUAAUCGGCGGCGUAGGAGGGGUAGCCGGGUUCGCAUCUCCUCCACCCUCAAAUUCAACACCGGGACUAUCCUACGCCGGCCCUCCAACAACGACAAUAGGCCCACCAGGCUACGCCUCACCACCGCCUAGCGCGGGCAUACAGCAUACAGGCUCGUUCUCGUCCCAUUCUUCUAUCCAGAGUCCUGGCUUGCCCGUGCCGUCUUACUCGCAGUCUUUCCUUAGUGGCGCGGGUAGCCAGCAGUGGAAUGCUAGUGCUAGUCCACAGAGAUCGGGUUCUAUGUCUUUUGCGCCGCCACCGCCUCAGCCUCAGGAUCCAAAUGCUCGUUUGUAUGAUCAGCAGGUUUAUGGGGGUUCGCAACAGCCAUCGAUUCAGGAUAUACAGCAACAGGCUUCGACACCGGUUCCGAUGGGUGGGUUCUCGAAUUACUCGUAUGAUAAGGCUCCGAGUCAACAGCAGAGACAGCCCGGUGCAUCUGAGUAUGAUAUCCAUAGCCAGGCUUAUCGGCCCACGGAGGCUGAGGCCGGGUCUCAUUAUCAGAAGUAUGCGCAGAAGGCCAUGAAGAAUCCUGGGCAGAGGCCGAGGAAGUUGGAGGAUAAGGCGGAGCGGCUGGAAAGUGGUGUUAAUCGGUUUUUCAAGAAGCUCGAGAAAAGGCUGUGA